Messenger RNA from Drosophila santomea, 213 nucleotides. RefSeq lists its product as uncharacterized. The coding region runs from base 1 to 213 and encodes 70 amino acids. The transcript has 3 exons. The record is from RefSeq and is a predicted model, not a curated record. NCBI's taxonomy places the organism in Eukaryota, Metazoa, Arthropoda, Insecta, Diptera, Drosophilidae.
AUGGCCAAAUGGUAUGGAUGGUAUGACGGACCAAACUCAAAAAUGCGUGGAUGCUGUGGGAGAGAGUCGGCCAGAACACAUAUUCUGGAUGGAAACCUCGACGGAGGCAGCAACUCGUCAUCGGUUGAAUCGGUGCAGGACGAAAGAGCAGCAAGACAGAGUCCAGUGGCAGCCCACGCCCGCGUUAUGAUUUUGUGGCCAUUUUAUAACUAA